GCCGUCUGUUCUAGUCACAUCGAUCGUCAGUUGAAAGGCUACGUGGGCGACAGUCAACUGGAUUAUUCAGGAGCGUUGAUGGUACUGACGAUCAAGCUGUCUUCAUUUGGGUUUAACGUACUGGAUGGACGUACGGAGGACCGGUACCUGACUGAAUACAAUCAGCGAAUGAAAAUCGCACGAUACCCUACGUUGAUCGAAUUCUUUGGCUGGGCCUUCUUUUUUGGCGGCUUCCUGACGGGCCCGGUGUGCGAAUACAUGGAUUACAUUCGCUUCACCAACCUUCCCCUGGUCGAGACCGCUCCCAACGAGUCCAAAAAACCCGUGUCGUCUAAUUUAAGUACCUGGAAACCGGCCAUGUUCGUCCUUACCAAAAGUAUUAUACUUGUCAUCAUUCUCGUCCUUUUUGCGCCUACCUACAACUACUAUGCGGCGCUGGAGCCCGCCUAUCUCGCGAUGCCAUUCUACCAGAGAUUUUUCUUUCUGCAGGCUUGUGGCUUCAUGACGCGUGUCAAGUAUUACUCGGUGUGGGUAAUGGCCGAGGGAGCUUGUGUGCUAUGUGGAUUGGGAUUCAGCGGUAUCAAUAGUGAGGGCAAACCGCAAUGGGAUCGUUUACGUAAUGUUCGUAUCCGUGAGUGCGAAACCGCGCCUUCGGUCAAAUACUACACGGAAAACUGGAACAUGAAAGCCAACAUCUGGCUCCGUCACUAUGUCUAUCUUCGUCUCACGCCUCCGGGGGCCAAACCGGCCAUCAAAAACACUUUUUGUGUCUAUGCCAUCUCGGCCAUGUGGCACGGAUUCCAUCCAGGCUACUAUCGCAAAUUUUUUUGUGUAGUCUUUUUCAUCCCUGUGGGUGUGUAUCAGACUUUGAGUCGUAGUUGCCGACGUCUGAUCCGACCUCUCACUCUGGAGCCGGACCAAAAGACGCCUCGUCCGUUUUGGAAAUCCGCAUACGAUGUGGUUGGAUGGUUCUUUACUUACACUGUGAUCAAUUUCCUCAUUGGAGCAUUCGAUUUGCUUUACAUCUCGCGUAUUUUACACAUAUGGCGCGGCAUUUACUACUACCAUCUAUGGGGAGCCGCGUUGCUGUGGGGAUUCUACAAGCUUAGCUAUCCGUUUUUCAUGAAGCUACAGAAACAACGGCUGCAGGCAUCAGAAAAGGCGGAAGACAAAAAGCUCAGUGACCUGGAAGUCAAGACCUCUCAAACCAUGCGGAAACGAACAUUGAAAGCCGAAUAA
Molecule: messenger RNA, 1239 nt
Organism: Radiomyces spectabilis
Lineage: Eukaryota; Fungi; Mucoromycota; Mucoromycetes; Mucorales; Radiomycetaceae
Product: MBOAT, membrane-bound O-acyltransferase family-domain-containing protein
Exons: 3
Biological process (GO): glycerophospholipid biosynthetic process; lipid modification
Cellular component (GO): endoplasmic reticulum; membrane
Molecular function (GO): 1-acylglycerophosphocholine O-acyltransferase activity; 1-acylglycerol-3-phosphate O-acyltransferase activity
Source: RefSeq, a predicted model, not a curated record